Oppiella nova is the source of this 2461-nucleotide messenger RNA. NCBI's taxonomy places the organism in Eukaryota, Metazoa, Arthropoda, Arachnida, Sarcoptiformes, Oppiidae. The record is from the annotation of a GenBank genome assembly.
AAUUCCAAUCAAUUUGAGUCUUCGCGACAGUUAUAUCCUCUGAAGUCGUACAGAGAGGCGCAGAUAUUUCACUUCGUGGUCCCAAAUGAGGUCCUGGAGGCCAACUGGCGCUUCAACGCCACCAACAGUGAUGUCUCUUAUCUGAGAAAUUCACUCAAGUCUUACUCGCAAACCAAACUACUGAGCGGUCGCUCGUGUGAGGCACUGGACCUAACGGUUCACAUAAGACAUGGAAGUCUGCCCGUCAUUAAUAUAAACAACGCCUCACUUCCGGACAAUUGGUUGACAGAAGAGUCGCAACAGUAUUCAUUUGAAAUGAAGAGCGACUCGGCUCUCGUCUCAUUCAAUAUAACCAAUCCAUUAGCGGGCGAUUGGUUUGGUUUGUCGUAUUUGAAUAAAGUAGACGACAGGAUAUCCCAGAAGGGACUUGAAGUCGAGUGUCAGCACAAACUCACAGCCAGUCUGUCGCUCACGAAAUUCAGUCAAUUAUUCCCAAACAAUGACAUAACGGUCUUAACGACAGCUAAUUCUUUAGUACAAAACAUAACAAAUUCGACUUUUUAUAAAUUUUAUUUAAACUCCAACUGUUUUAGUGCCAAAUUAAAUAUCACUCAGUGCGCACAGGUAUCGCCAGUUCCUAACUAUAGGGCAAGGUCCUGUCCAAUCCUUGUAUACGUGCGGGGAAUGGCUUUGCCAUCGCAUAAGAUCUAUGACUUUGCACUGAAUUGUAGUCAACAAACAGACAAAUGUAUAAUAGAUAUGGACUCAAUCACUUCCGGCUCGUGGGUUUACCUCGAAAUAGAGCCCUUGAGUGGUCUGGAAGUGGUUGAAGUGUAUACAGAGCUCAUAAUUGAACAAAAAGAAGACUGCUUUUCAAUUGAGAAAGAAUUGUCACAAAAGUCACAAUCAUUGGCCACAACCUAUUCAACCUAUUCUAGUCGUUUCACUAGUAAUCAAUCGGAAACAAUGGGCACCACAAACCAAUUGAGUCCCAAAUAUAUAAGUCUUACACGAUAUGAUUCCCUAAAUAGUCUGGAGUUCAAGUACAGUCACGUGGACGCCACUCCACUCUCACAGAAUCAAAGUGUUUCGAUAUUUAUCGACAUUCCCAACGAUCGCAUGUCUAUUCUGGAGUUCGGAAUCAUUCCUCUGUCAGACAUCGGCGGAACUCUUUCCAUAGAUUUCGCGAUCUCUCCAUUCGUGGACACAACACAAUACAACUAUUCCGUCAGUUUAUGUCUGCAAUACAGAAGAACCAGCGAUUCUUUUAAGAAUUGUUUGCGUGAACUCAUCGUAAACACCACUUCCACUGAUUUCUUUAACAAGAAGGGCAUCGAAACGGUUUUGAUUCCAUUCCCAAGACCUGGCAAUUGGUUUAUUACUCUUAAAGUCAAUUGUUAUUACUCUGGAGAUGACGACAUUAUAAUAAUGUGUCCGCCAGAGAACAAGACAUCUGUCUUAUUGGACAUAACAUCGUCUCCUUGUCUGCACUCCAAGUGUGGCAGUCAUGGGAAGUGCUAUCAGUAUUUCAGUGGUGGUGUACUAUUCAGCUCUUGCGUCUGCAGAGGAGGAUGGAAGGGCUGGUUCUGCAACGAUGGGUCACAAGCUAUACCUGAAGAUCAACUUUUGCUCAACUUUUUAUUACUUACUUUAAGUAAUAUAAUGUUCAUUCCGGCAGUCGUUUUGUCUACUUAUAGGAAACAUUUCACUGAAGCGUUGGUCUACUUUACAACUAUGACCUCUUCCACAUUAUAUCACGCGUGCGAUUCUGAUUACCCGCAAUCGUAUUGCCUGAUUAGUGUCAAUGUUUUACAGUUCGGGGACUUCUAUUCAGCCAUAUUGGCGUUCUGGGUCACUUUAGUCACUUUAGCCAAUAUGCCUGAUCUGUGUCGCGCUUUCUUCCAUGUGUUCGGUGCUCUUCUCAUAGCAUUUGCCACUGAAUUGGAUCGGACCAGUCUCUGGGCAUUCGCAUUGCCCGCCGGAUUAGGCGCCGCUAUUCUUAUCAUUUCAUGGAUAUGCCGGUGCUGUCGAAAGUCAUGUUAUCCAACGAGUCGUCUGUGGAUAUUCAGUAUUUUGCCGGGAAUUGCAUUGACUGCUGGAGGGCUUGUGGUCUAUGCCUUCUUCGAGACGCAAGAGAAUUACGCCAUAACUCAUAGCUGUUGGCACGCAAUCAUGGCAUUAGCGCUGCUAUUUCUGGUGCCAUCGAUGAAGGGCGACCCUCAAGACGAAGAGGUCGGUGGCAAAGGUAGUGACACUGAGACCUAUUAUGAGCUAAUCGGCGAAGAGGGCUCUCAUUUAGCGCGAGUGACUCCCCGCUAAGCAUAUCUUGAAUGUUCUGUCCACUCGAUUAUAGUAUUGUUUAUUUAAAAACUCAAUAAUUAAGACUCAAUUUAUAAUAAUUUAUGAUUUCAAGUAACGACAAUUGAUAUAUAAAUUUAUAUUUCAUAUGAUUUCAUACGGC